AUGGCGAAGCGAGAAACAGCAGAGCAAAGGUCUGUUACUUUUACUAAAAGACGUCAAGGUCUUUUCAACAAAGCAGCAGAUUUGUGCAGGAUUUGUGAUGCUCAAAUUGCCAUUAUGGUCUCUUCAACUGGGUCCAAAGAAAAAGUUUAUACCUUUGGCCACUCUUCCAUUGAUGCUGUCUUCGACAGGUUCCUCGACAGUUUUACAGCAGCCCCGGAAGCGGUAGCAUACGAAGCAGGAAUCAAGUCAGCCAGCAACUCCCUCUAUGAAGAAAUCAAGGCAUUGGAGGGUGAUGUUAAUACUCUAAUGCAAAACAAGAAGAGAAACGUUGGAGGGUUUUUAUGGGAUUCUUUAGAGGAGAUUGAGCAGUCUAGUACUUCAGUUGAGGAGUUACAGGAUGUUGUAGAUAUCCUGGAAAGUUUGUUGGGUCAUGCCAAGAAUAAGCUGAUGAAUAACGCAACUGAGAAUGUUGUUAUAAGCAUAGCUGUUGAGCCAAAGCCUGAUGAUUUUUUGGCUUUAGAGCCUAAACCGCGAGAUGAUUCUUCAUCUAGCUUGGGUGGUGAUCAAAUCGGUCAGAAUUCUGCCAUUGUAGGAGAUAAUGGUGCUAAUUAUUCUGAUUCAUAUUGGAAUGCUGAUGGUUCAACUACUGAUAGUGGUAUGGAAUUUCCAGUCGAAGUCGAUGUGGAUCUUAUAUGGAAUCUCCUUGAGUCUUCUGAUUUCAGCUCGUGUUCUGAUAAAGUUAUUUCCAUUAACAACAGUAGUGACUGCACCUUCAGGGACUGCCUCUGA
Populus euphratica (Euphrates poplar) is the source of this 789-nucleotide messenger RNA. Its product is annotated as agamous-like MADS-box protein AGL62. Gene Ontology annotation, molecular function: protein dimerization activity; RNA polymerase II cis-regulatory region sequence-specific DNA binding; DNA-binding transcription factor activity, RNA polymerase II-specific. The coding region runs from base 1 to 789 and encodes 262 amino acids. The record is from RefSeq and is a predicted model, not a curated record. NCBI's taxonomy places the organism in Eukaryota, Viridiplantae, Streptophyta, Magnoliopsida, Malpighiales, Salicaceae. Gene Ontology annotation, biological process: regulation of transcription by RNA polymerase II. The transcript has a single exon.